AACUGGGAUUUGUUAGCCUGACUGUCUGACUGUGCGAGUUCGUCUGGAAGGCAAGGUACGUCAGGAAGACAACAGACCGCGUGACCCUGAGAAGCAAAACUCUUUUAAAGUUCCGACGGUGUAAACUGUCUCUCCGAAAGUAGCGAUGAAGUUUAACCUGAGUAAGGAGUGAAUAAAUUCCGAGAGUAGCGACAUCAAGAAUGUAACUUGACGUGAAAAAAACGAAAAUAACACUACAAGUUACACAAAACCGAUCUGAUUUGUUUUAGAUGACCCCUAUUUCAAACAGAAUAUCCUAUAUAUUCUUUUCUAAAUAACAUGUCUCUCUGUACAUUGAAAACAAUUUUAUAUCAAGACAGGCACCUAUGGUCCAUGUUUUAGUUCGAGUCCCAAAGCGGUGACAGCUCUGAAAGUUGCGUCGCUAUGCCCCGAAAGCAGCGCUAGGGAAAGGCGGCCAUACGAAAGUAACGAGGGGCGUUGUUUGUUGGGCUUUUCUCAAUAUCUAUGUUCCUAUGCAUGGAGAAAAACCGAAACAUUCAGUUCAUUACCCUGCUAUGCGAUUUGAAGUCAAAUUUCCGGCUCAGCCGUCAUCCUAGCGUAAUUAGAGUAUUAUGUAUGAUAAUAUUAUGAGUUAAAGAAGCAGAUAUUCUAUUUCGUUUCUCUUAACACCGGCUGCAGGGAUUGCACGGGGUUUUUCCCAGAAAUAAGCCGAGGUACAUCGAGUCCAAGGUACAACGAGUCCAUUUACAUCGAGUCCCUGUUUUGAAAUUUAUGUCGGAGUAUAUAUAAGAAAACAAUUUGCCGUAUUGUCUGACAGCGCUUUGCCUGUUCCAGUUUUGGGUUUUGUUUUCUCUAUAUAUUAAAGUAUACAAGUCGUGACACAUUCAACUGACUUAAGUUGUUACCCGAACUUGCUUCUGAAACGAAAUUCUUAAGAUCUGGGACGCCGAUGAAACGGAAGAACAUCAAUCAAUGUGUCAGUGUGUCAUUAUUCUGAGAAACGCAAUGAAUUGAGUUGCGAAAUACCUUUCAGUAUCAUAAGCCCUGUGACCUUGAGAUAUCGAUUUAAUUUCCACGAACUUACCCAUUAACUUCACCAACACUCCAAUUAUAUCCGGCUGACGUAGCCAAACAUAAAAUGUGGGUGGUAAGAUUCUUGGAAAACACUGCUGACGGAAUGAUUGAUUGGGUUUUAUUGCAUAACUGGCUUUUGCUCAUGAGCAGCCAGCUAGCCGGUCAAAAAGCGAAACCACUCAUUUGCCACGUUUUACACGUUCCCUCAGAUUGAACUGUUGUACCGGACAAACCAGACCAACAAUUGAACGUCGAUGGCAAUUCCUUGGAAGCUCUACCUGACAUGCUGGUUUCUUGGUGCUUCCGUACAAAGCUCUGUGUUUUUCAGCUUCAAUGCCGUUGAUUAUUUCAACUACUUUUUCCCUGACAACUACAAACCCGAGGUCUACGUUGGUGUGACGGUCGGAGUUGGCGCGAGCGUUGGAGCAGUGUUGAUGGUCACCUUCCCACCCAAAUCGAGUCAUUUAACUGUGCUACUCCUCACACUGACUGCCUCGGUAGUUUUGAUGGUCGCAGAAGUAGUCAUUACACCUCUUGACACCGGCAUCUUAUCCACACCAGCUCGGUUUGGUUCGGUGUUAGCCGUAAUCUUCGUUGCGACCGUCGUUCAAAAUGUCGGCGGUGGGGCUCUUUACAGCUUCGUUGGAAAGCAUUUUCCGAAGUUUGGAGUCCACGCAGCACAGUCUGGCGGCGUGUGUGCGUUUGCAGCGACUUUCAUUAUUCGCUGUAUCUCGAAGGGAUCAUUUCAACAUCUUAAAGACAGGGAUAAAGGUUUCCGCCUCAGCGGCUAUUUGUUUGUGGCCUUGGUGGAUCUUAUAAUUUUCAUAGCAUGUUGUUUGAUCGCCAUUCUUCGAGCCCACGUCCGCCAAUUAACGCACACUAAACGUUUAAAUGCCACUUAUCGAGAGAACUUCGAGGAUGAGAACCAGCCGUUACUAAAAAGCGACGAAUUCAGCAACGUGUCUCGUAAGAGGGUCAUCAGGAAUAACUGGGCUGCACUCACAACAAUCUGCCUGACAUUGGUCAUCUCCAAUGCUUUGUUUCCGGGCAUUACCUCGCAGUUUCACGGAAAUUACAACUGCACUUCCGCUAACAACAAUCCCUCUAAUUCCACCGGCUUUCUAAACACUGCUACCGCGGUUUCUCCGACCAGAGGCUCGCAGACUAGCGACAAGACAGGCUGGUUCAUUGUCAUCCUCUUCGGCUGUUAUUCGGUGGCAGACGCUAUCGGGAAAAACUUACCAAUCUUUGGGAUCCUCUACAGCAAGAAAUCGAUUCUCUGCAAUUGCCUAGUGCAGCUGGUUAUAGCCGUUCCGAUUCUACUUAUCUACUUCGAGCCUUGUGUUGCCGGACUGCAAGCUGAUUGGAUAGCCUAUCUAACUGUUGGUCUGCUCGGACUGGUCAAUGGCUACGGACUGUGUGCCGCCAUGAUGCUUCUGGCCCCAGGACAUCGCGGUAAGAAGCACGAGGAGGGUUUGGCGACUAGUAUCGGUUACAUGUUUCUGCAGCUGGGAAUCUUACUUGGGAUGGGUGUUUCGUUGUUUCUCGUGGACUUCGUGUUUGAGGCAACCAAGCCCUAAAGGACAGCAAACCAGCUGAGAAUGCAAGUUCAGUUACCUCUCACAGUUGUUAUACUGAGGACUUCCUGAUAAAUACUUCAUUUGACCUGAUUUAUUUCUUGUUUUAUCUGUUUGAGAAUAGCUAUUAUAUUGUUAAAAAGUUUUCCUAAUCAGAAAUUCAUAAAUGUUAUUACGAAUGAAAGAAAAAUUGCCUCCAUCUGGACUUCUUCCUGUUUAAGGUCAUCAUAACUAAGCUGGAUUUACCUGUCAGUAUAAACUGACUGUGCAUAUUAUCAAAUUUUAUAAUAUAGAUUGGUCUGUUUGGUCAAAAACCCAUGUUUUAUCAGAGUAUAAAACAUAGCGUUUUUUAUUGUUUUUGGCCACAUCACCUCCAGUCAACAUUUCUGUUAGAGAUGGCGAAAACCAUUUUCUUUGAAGAAAUUUUUGAUGGAGCUCUCUGCGAAACAGCAGAAAGUUUUGAAGACGAGGCAUGUAGCACUUGAGUGGUAUUAAAUUGCGUCAGUUUGUC
Molecule: messenger RNA, 3162 nt
Organism: Orbicella faveolata
Lineage: Eukaryota; Metazoa; Cnidaria; Anthozoa; Scleractinia; Merulinidae
Biological process (GO): nucleoside transmembrane transport
Cellular component (GO): plasma membrane
Molecular function (GO): nucleoside transmembrane transporter activity
Source: RefSeq, a predicted model, not a curated record